Molecule: messenger RNA, 3226 nt
Organism: Anastrepha obliqua
Lineage: Eukaryota; Metazoa; Arthropoda; Insecta; Diptera; Tephritidae
Gene: pnt
Product: ETS-like protein pointed
Exons: 6
Coding region: 518-2344 (608 amino acids)
Biological process (GO): cell differentiation; regulation of transcription by RNA polymerase II
Cellular component (GO): nucleus
Molecular function (GO): sequence-specific DNA binding; DNA-binding transcription factor activity, RNA polymerase II-specific
Source: RefSeq, a predicted model, not a curated record
GAAAUAGAAAAAAGUUGUGGCAUAUAAACAUAACAUAUUUUAGCAUAAAACAUUUAAUCAGAACAAUCAGAGUUAAUUUUAUAAUUGCCUUUCAAUAAAAAAAACAAUUCCAAAACCUUUCAAUUAAAAAACAAAACUGAUCGCCAACUGCUGCGUGAACUCCCACGAAAAUUUGUAAUACCGAGCAUCCCCUAAACUCAACGAAGUGUUCGAGCUCCUCACUCACAUCUACCAAACAACCCUCGCUUCGCACACAACCACACAAACAGCGAAUUCGCAAACUCAAGCUUAAUCAAUUAACUUCAAUUGAAAUGAUUCCAGUCCAUCUAAUCAUUAAUAUUUAUUGCAAAAUCAAACGUCCAAUAAUCUGUGCAUUACAUUCACUCAAUUAAAAACGGACUCUACAACGAUCGCUGCUCAAAGUUUAAACGACGUCAAUGACGAGCAUUUUCCCAGCUACCAGUUUGAAAAUUUCUCAUUGCCGUCCUUGCCCAGCCAUAGAAGAAAACGUGAAGACAUGCCGCCCUCUGCGUUCUUAGUUGGUUCAACCAUUUUGACUACAGCCAAAUCAGUGACGAGUAGCAGCAACAGCAACAGCAAGAGCAGCAAUAAUAAUUGUCAAACGGUGCAAAAUUACAAUAUGGUGCUGCAAAGUUAUGAAAAUUAUACCUCUUACCACUUACCUGCGCAUCAUCAACAUGCGUCGCAUGUGUUGUCGCAACAUUUGCCGUUGCCGCAACCGCAACCGCAUCAGCAUCAUCAGCAGCAGCAGCAACAGCAGCAACAGCAUCAUCAUAAUCAGCACCACCAACAACAGCAGCAGCAAUCGCAUCAGUACCAGCAGCAAUCGCCGCAGCAUCAACAACAACAACAUCUGCAGCAGCAGCAGCAGCAGCAAAGCUUGCAAUCGCUGGCACAGCAAACACAGCAUCACCGUUUGUCUGGUGGCAGUACUGGCAGUGCCUCUGUUAGUUCCUCCUCUUCGUCCAGCGCCUCGACGACAGCCGCUGGCCUUGGCGGUAGUACCUCGGGUUUAAGCACCGGCGCCCCCUCGGUAGUUGAUUCACCAAAUCCUACCGCCUCUUCGCUCGGCAUUGGCUAUUUCAAUGACAUGGCCACCAAUUUUGUUGGUGACUAUGCGCCAUCACAUCAUCCAACCGCGAAUUCAUAUUACACUGACAUCGAUGCGAAUUUCUUUAGUCAAGGCUACAGCAGUAAUCAGCACGAGCACAGCAACAACAGCCCGCCCCCGCAAACGCAACAGCAGACGCAAAAUGGAAACAACAAUGCAUCGCUGCUCUCACAUGCGCAACAGCAACAACAACAACAAUCCCAGCAGUCCAAUAAUCCCGCCGCCAACAAUAAUGCGUCAGCCGUCAACGCCAACCAGACGGGCGGUCAGACACCCAGCCACAACAACAACAACAGUGCCAAUUUGAAUUACAUGCAAAUGGCGAUGCGAAACUCCGCUGCCAACGCAGCACUCUACACCCAGCAUCAGAUGAAAGAGGAGCCUGGCACACAAAAUGCAUCCUCCUAUUCGAGCCUCGGCAGCGGCAAUAGCAAUGGUCAAACCGAUCCCGCUGAUCUUUCUGUUUCAUCCGUUUAUGGUUUGCCUGCUCAUCUGGCCGGAGCUGCUGCUGCGGCAGCUGCGGCUGCUGCAUCGGGUGUGCAUUACGAUGACAACGACUAUCAUAGCACGAUUUCAUCGCAAGAACACCAGAGCUAUCAGGAUGGUGGUGCCGAUUUUUAUGGCAUUACAACGGCGACUAAUGAACAGAAGUACAAUGCCUACGGACGGUCACCAUUUCCCGAUGCAUAUGGCUCCGAUUAUGGGCCUUACGAUCCGUCACGAUUUCCAACGAUGAGCGGGCAAUCGCCAAUCGAUCAGUGGGGCGUACAUCAUGCAGGGCAACAUUCGGCGACGUAUAUGAAUACGAUGAGUUUGGAAAAGGCACUGAUGGGCGCGUAUCCCAUGCAAGGCGGAGUGCCGUGCUUUACGGGCUCUGGGCCCAUACAACUGUGGCAAUUUCUAUUGGAACUGCUAAUGGACAAGACGUGUCAAGGCUUCAUUUCGUGGACUGGUGAUGGCUGGGAGUUCAAGCUGACCGAUCCUGAUGAGGUUGCGCGUCGCUGGGGCAUUCGCAAGAAUAAGCCAAAAAUGAACUAUGAAAAGCUCAGCAGAGGCCUGCGUUAUUAUUACGACAAAAACAUUAUCCACAAGACGGCUGGCAAGCGCUACGUUUAUAAAUUUGUUUGUGAUCUACAGAACCUAAUCGGCUAUACACCGGAAGAAUUGUGUGCUAAAUAUGACCUCAAGACGGACAAGAAAGAUGACGAUUAAAGCAUUGUUUGAGGGCAGUCCGCCAAGGCAAACAAUAAAAUUAGCUAUGACUGCAGCAACGAGCCCCCAAGCCACCCACACAACUCAAGGCGCGCUUUCAGCAAGAAUGCGAACUUUAUGAAUGCCAAAAGGUGUGAGAUCAUCAUUCUACUCCUGUGCAGUUCAAAUCGCCAAUGUGGCUGGCUCCAGUGCUGUGCAAGAGGUGAGGUGCGGUGCGAUGCGAUGCGGUGCAUUCAUGUAAAUGUGGAUUCUUCCAAAUGUGCUUAAUUUCAAAAGUACAUAAAUACUUUACAUAUAAACGCAUAUAUACACACACACACACAUAUGCAAUUAUAUUUAAAAAUACUUAUAUUAUACAGUUAAAGAUGCCUUUUUUACAAACAUUUCGCUAUUUUCUGUGCUUACUCAUGCCUAAGUUUUAAGUCAUCUAAUAUGAUUUAAGUUAAUUCAUUUGGGGAGAUUGCAUACUUACACAUGUACAUACACAGCAUACAUGCACGUACGGCUGUGUGUACAUGUACGAACAGUGCGAUUUGAAAUGCAAUGGAAGCGCGCACAAAGCGACAGUAGAAAAAUUAUGCUGACGUGAAAACAUAAAAAUCGUGAUCAUAAUUUUAAGUUUGCACAACAGUUUUAUGUUAUAGCGCAAAAUAAAAUAUAUUUUAAAUAUAUAAAAUAUUUUAAAUAUUUACAAAACAACGCAGAUAACAUUUCAAUAUUACUUUUAAACUAAAAAUAUGAAUAACAAUGUUGUAAAAAUGUAAUAAAAUUUAAGUUAGAGAGUAAAAGUAAAGUAGAAAGUAAACCAGAAAAUAUUGAUAAAAUAAAAACUUCUGUAUAGUGCCUAGAAAGUUUGUAAAGCGCAGUGUUUCAUAAGUGUUA